Exophiala oligosperma is the source of this 1171-nucleotide messenger RNA. RefSeq lists its product as uncharacterized. Bases 278 to 946 code for a protein of 222 amino acids. The transcript has a single exon. Lineage: Eukaryota; Fungi; Ascomycota; Eurotiomycetes; Chaetothyriales; Herpotrichiellaceae. The record is from RefSeq and is a predicted model, not a curated record.
CAACAUUCGGAUUAUAGAGUACAGGCAUAUCCCUUGGAUCAUACUUGUGACCAGCAUCCUCUAGCAAGUCACCCUCGACGCUCGGAGUCGGUGCUUUUCUCAGCCAAGCUGAACUUCCCAGCCUUCUCAACUUGCGACGCGUAGAGUGCCUCUAGCACGCGUCAUUCUCGCUCUUUGAACUUGUACUUCCGUCCUCCUCUGAACUCCGUACAGUACACACAUAGGCCGUUCACUUUUCUUUUCCGACUGAAGGAAAGCAAAUUCCGACGAAACAACCAUGGGCCUCAAACGUAAAGCAUCAGUCCUCGAAGAUUCUCUCUACCAAGUCCAAGAACAACAACAACAACAACAACUCAGCAGUCCUGUCGCGCCUUCGUUGACCUACUCCUCCCCUGCAUCGACAAACACAAUCUCUCCUGUGCGCGAUUCGUUACGCGGCGACGAUAACGCUGCCCCAUACAAUUUCUGGAAAAUCGAAGCAGUACCAUACCUCAGUAGCCGGACGCGAAAGCGGUACCGGGACAAUCGACCAGAGGAGGAGAUUGUUCACGAAAACACGCUGAGGAAACUAUACGACGCACAACGUCUUCAUCUCGACGACGCCCUCCCAAUAUCCGAGGUGGUGAAUCUAGACGGACAAGGCGACAUUCAAGUGGAAGAAGAAGAUGAUGUCGACAUGACGGACGGAACGGACAACCCUGGGUUGCCACGAUCUCCUCAACGGAACCAGAGGACUCUCGAGUCCUUCUUUUGUGGUGUGCAGAGUAUUGUCACUCCUCGGAACCACGACGUGCAUAGGCCGUCGAACGAUGCUUCAUUUUUACAGCCCAAACAACAACAACAACAUCACCAGUCCCAGCCCCAGCCCCAGCCCCAGCAGCAAAACAUAUUUACCAUGUGGUCUACUCAAGGCCACCAUUUCCAAUCCACGGUCCUGAUGGGAUGAAUUUGAACGCAUCUGACUCCGUACGACCAGAUCGGUUGUUGUUGAUCAUCUUGGAUCAUCAAAUAAGAGAGAGAGAAAAAAGGUACAUAUAUCUGAGAGGGAGUGUAAACGAAACGAUGAACGAUUGCAUACCGUUUUACCCGAGAGUUGUUUGCGAGUUGGAAACCGAAACAAGAACGAGAUAAAUGUCCUCGAGUACACCCAAUACAUUGAAUACCAUAAACU